Messenger RNA from Colletotrichum orchidophilum, 138 nucleotides. RefSeq lists its product as uncharacterized. The transcript has 2 exons. The record is from RefSeq and is a predicted model, not a curated record. The coding region runs from base 1 to 138 and encodes 45 amino acids. NCBI's taxonomy places the organism in Eukaryota, Fungi, Ascomycota, Sordariomycetes, Glomerellales, Glomerellaceae.
AUGUCGGAGGGUUGGUGUGCGGCAAACAACUCUGGUGCCUGCUGGUGCACUCGCGACGACACAAAGAGUUUCAUCGACGCCAGCCGCCCUGUUGAUAAGAGGGAUGAAAUUAAGACCUGCCGUGAGACCAAGUCCUAA